AUGGGUAUUCAACAAAUUACAGUUGAACCUACUUUUAUUUCAAUUAAUAACUUUCCAUCUACACAUUAUACAACACUUAUUGAACAACAAAUAGAUAUCUGUCAAAUUUUCCAUACUAUUGACGCAUCAUUAAUGUAUAUGAAUGAAUGUUUCUUUAUCAACGGAGAUGAAAUACAUUCAAUUGGAAAGGAAUUUUUUCACCAAUUUCGAAAGGAAUUAUCAAGUUUAAAUAAGCAAUUAAAUGACUAUUUUGGUUUAUGGCUAUCUUAUUUUAAACUUAGUCAAACACGAUAUCAUCGAUUGUUUAAUGAUGGAAUUUUUUAUGAUGAAGAAUUACUCAAAAUUGAAAUGUUAAAGCAAGAUCCAUAUCUGAUCGAAUUACGUGAAACAGUUCAUCGUCUUGAAAACAAACAUCAAAAUGGUAUAGAUGAUAUAUUCAAACGUUUCAUCGAUUUAUUAAUUGAAGGAAUAUCACCUUCGAGAAUUCUUCCAUACAGAAAAGACAAUAAAAAUGAUUUAUUCUUACUCGCGAUUUCGACUAUGUAUUAUUCAACAAUUCGAUUAAUAAAAUCAACAAUUGCUAUUGGUACAACUAUUCAUAAUAUUUUUGAACAUGAAACAACACAUCGAUAUACUAGUUAUUAG
Molecule: messenger RNA, 645 nt
Organism: Adineta ricciae
Lineage: Eukaryota; Metazoa; Rotifera; Eurotatoria; Adinetida; Adinetidae
Source: the annotation of a GenBank genome assembly